AUGGCUCCUAUUCCCAGCGACAAGUCUGAUUCAGCAUCAGAAUCACCAAUUGAUUUGGCUGCUGGAUAUUUAGGGGUACUUAUACUAGCAAUGUGUGCUCUAUUGUUGCUCAUGCUUACAUCAUAUAUUGAAUAUAAUCGGCUGCUGGAUCAAGAACUGCUACAUCCGAGCAAAAACAGCUCUCGGCACAACGAGGUUGAAAGCAAAAUCUUUACUCAGCACAAUCACGCUGAAGAAAACUAG
This is a messenger RNA of Penicillium roqueforti, 243 nucleotides long. RefSeq lists its product as uncharacterized. Lineage: Eukaryota; Fungi; Ascomycota; Eurotiomycetes; Eurotiales; Aspergillaceae. Bases 1 to 243 code for a protein of 80 amino acids. The record is from RefSeq and is a predicted model, not a curated record. The transcript has 2 exons.